CUGACCUAUAUCGAGCACCACCAUUUCUGUUUUGCAGUGCUUGCCACUUGUUAUCUCGCAGGCAAACACAGCGUCAUUUUUUUGCGACUCGCAAAUCGCAGUGGGCCACUUGGCGGCGACAUUUGGCCGCGGCAGUCAUGCUGACCUUCGACCUCUAGACGAAACCGACCGAGCCGAGCAACGCUGGCCACCAAAAUGUCGUCGAGCACGUCAAGCCCUUUGAGCAGCACCACCCUGAGCAGUGUCAUGUCCUCGACGGCCGCCGCCAUCGUCUCGACUGAGCCGCCGGCCAUCGAGCCCAUCUUCCUGCAGACCAAGACCGCGCAGGGCAUCGCCGGCGCCUUCGUCUGGGUCGCCCUCAUCAUGACCUGCCACCAGAUCUACCAGCACCUGCGGUGGUACAGCAACCCCUCGGAGCAGCGCUGGAUUGUGCGCAUCCUCUUCAUCGUGCCUAUCUACGGCUUCUACUCUUGGCUUAGUCUCAUGUUUUUCAACAACGAGAGCUACUACGUCUACUUUUUCACUGUGCGCGACUGUUACGAAGCGUUUGUAAUCUACAAUUUCCUGAGUUUGUGCUACGAGUACUUGGGCGGGGAGGGCAACAUCAUGAGCGAGAUCCGCGGAAAGCCGAUUCGCUCGUCUUGCACAUACGGCACGUGCUGCCUGGUCGGCAAGACCUACACCAUCGGCUUCCUGCGCUUCUGCAAACAGGCCACCCUCCAGUUCUGCCUGAUCAAGCCGCUGAUGGCGCUCAUCAUCAUCAUCCUGCAGGCCUUUGGAAAGUACCACGACGGUGACUGGAGUUUCGCCAAGGGCUACUUCUACAUCACAAUGAUCUACAACGUUUCCGUCAGUUUGGCGCUGUACGGCCUGUUCUUGUUCUACUUUGCAACCAGGGACCUCCUCACACCGUUUGACCCAGUCCUCAAGUUCUGCACCGUCAAGUCCAUCAUUUUCCUCUCCUUUUGGCAAGGUGUUCUCCUGGCCGUUUUGGAAAAGGCGGGGGCGAUCGAGCCGGUGAUCGACAGCACGGGGGUGCCAACGUCUGCGGGUACCGUGUCCGCCGGCUACCAGAACUUCCUCAUCUGCAUCGAGAUGUUCUUCGCGGCGGUAGCGCUUCGGUUUGCGUUCCCACACACGGUGUACGCGCAGGGGUGUCUGCGCGACGCCAGCGGCCGCUCCGUCACCAUGCACAGCAUCUCGUCCAGCCUCAAGGAGACGAUGAACCCGCGCGACAUCAUGACCGAUGCCAUCCACAACUUCCACCCGCAGUACCAGCAGUACACCCAGUACAGCUCCGGCGGCGCGCACCGCAACAACCGGAGCGACCUGGACUACGAGGCGGCGCCCACCGACCCCAACAUGGCGCCGGCGCCGGUCAGCAAGAAGCAGGCCAAGACCAGCGUGAGCACCAUCAGCAACCAGCAACACACAGAGAAGUCGAUGCUGCUCAGCUCGGACGACGAGUUGCAAUGAACAAAACGGACUCCGAACACACCUCAUCCUAUUUGUACCUUGUACAUUUCCCAGCAAUCUUGCUACAGUCUGACACACACUUGGAUCUCGCUUCCGUUUUCCAUCGAGCAGCAAUUUUUUCUUUUUAGUCAAAGCAUUUUUUUUUCCAAAUAUAUUAAAUAACUAUGCAUUUUUUUUUUUUUUUUUUAUAAAUGGGCUCUCUAUGAUUUGGAAUCUUUAGUCUUUACAAUUUAGUCUAGGUUAAGGGGAGACUUGGUUAAAAUUCACUCUUUGUUACAUGUUGAUUUUGGACCUAUCGGGACCUAUGUUGUCGAGGCUGCAUAUAAUAUUUAUUGUGUAUAUUUAACGCUGAUUCUUUGUGAUGUUGAAAUGAGCUGCUUAUUAUAUCAGACACAUUUCCAGUCCAUGUUGAGGUGGUCCGAGGUCCACAUUUCGUCUUUAGUUUAAAAAGGUAUGGUUGAUUUAUGGGCCGUCGGACCUCUGCAAAGCAAGUCUUAAGUGUUAACUACUUCAAGGGUUUAAAUGUUGCAUUUUAAAGGCAAAAAUUUAAAUGCUGUGAGAAAAAAUGAUCAAGGUCAGAAUCAACAACACUGGUUUUAUAUCGUCAAGUAUCAAGUAAGCCUUGAUAGAAAAAUCUAAUAUUUUUCUUCAAGUGAUAAGACUUCCUCAGUUAAAUGGGCAAAAGAAAAGAGUAUUUUAUACUAAUUGGCAGGUUUGCAACAGUUUAAAAGUUUCGUCAAAGCUUACAAGAAAAUCAGAUCUAUGCAAUUGACCUUGCAAAAAUUCUACGAAAUGUCUAUUAUAAAAUAAAUUAUCACCAGCAAAUGAAUAAACGAGAAAGAAAAA
Neocloeon triangulifer is the source of this 2322-nucleotide messenger RNA. It is a transcript of the gene Tmep, whose product is annotated as transmembrane protein 184B. Gene Ontology annotation, molecular function: transporter activity. NCBI's taxonomy places the organism in Eukaryota, Metazoa, Arthropoda, Insecta, Ephemeroptera, Baetidae. Gene Ontology annotation, biological process: transport. The transcript has 7 exons. The coding region runs from base 196 to 1476 and encodes 426 amino acids. The record is from RefSeq and is a predicted model, not a curated record.